AUGCAAAAAGAAUAUUAAACAUAACAACCUGAAUCACUAACUAAUUUUGAAUUAGCUUUUUUUACUUCUACUUCAAUUAACAUAGUCAGACCAAAAGGUAUCACAUAAUCUAUAUUAGAAACAUGUAUUAUUGAAAAUUUCAAUCAUCCUUUUCCUACUCCUUCUUCAAAAUUAAAUUCUCUUAUUAUGGUUUAUCCUCUAUCUGUUUUAAUCACUUGCCAUUAGAAUGGUGAUAUAAUAUUUUACGAAGCAUCAAGAGGGAUAAACAUAGAUUUAAUCUAGAAAUUAAGCUUUCCUAAUUAAAAUUGUAUUUAGCUACAGACUUUUUAUGAUAAUAAAAUAGCAGCAAUUGUAAGUGAAAAUAUUUUCUUGAUUGAUACUUCACAAUAAAUAAUAUUAAAUCAAUUAUGGAAUCUAAAAAAUAUAGUAUAAAUAAUAUCGAAUUAUGAUAAAUUAGCAAUAAGUUACAAUGACUGCAUUUAAAUUGUUUCUACUGAUUUUAAAAGCCUUUUUUUAGAAUGCUAGACUUAGUUUUCGAUAUUUAAUUCUGACUAAGAUAUAGUGUAAAAUAAUUAUACUAUUGAUGAAAUUGUCUUCUUUGAUAGUUAAAGUAAUUUUAAUGUUUGUGAUUUUACUCUUUAAGUUACUUAUAUGUUGAAAAUUAGUUAGCUUCAAAAUGUUGUUUCAGUUUUAAGAGUAGUCAAUGAUGAUACAGUUUACUUUUUAGCAGGUUUUUUUAUUUAAUAAGGAUAAUCAGGUGUUUUUUUAGUAUCAAAAUAUUUAGAUAAAUACUAAUUAGCUUAACAAGAUAUCUAUUAUCCCAGCGUGUAUUUGCCAAGAAAAAUAGUGAAUGAAUAUGGAAGUGUAUUUUAUAGCUUUUAAGUUCAUUAAUAAUUGAGCUUUUUUAGUGUCAUUUUUGAAAUAUAAAUUGAUAUUAAUAGAAAUAUUAAUUAUGUAGUAGGUUUUGAAUAUGUUAAUAUUGAUUAAGAAUCAACUUAUUUAAGUAAAACUAUUGGAUCAUCUGAGAAUUUUAUAAAUUAUAUUGGAACAUCAUCUGGUUUGAUUUAUACUGGUAAAUAAUAAACAUAAAGAUACAAAGAGUUAAAAAUAAGCAGUAAAUUUUUAUAAGCAAGCUAAAAAGAUGAUGAAAUACAAGAAAUAAUUUAAAGUGCUUAGAUGGGCAUGUAUGAGUGUGAUUAAUGGAUGGAUUUUUAAUUCAUCUUCAAAUAAUUUUAUUAUUUAUGGAAGCAGUUUUAUCAUUCUUAGCUUAGAACUUACAAUUACGCAAGUAAUUGUAGAUGA
Molecule: messenger RNA, 1302 nt
Organism: Tetrahymena thermophila SB210
Lineage: Eukaryota; Ciliophora; Oligohymenophorea; Hymenostomatida; Tetrahymenidae
Exons: 3
Source: RefSeq, a predicted model, not a curated record